Messenger RNA from Cryptomeria japonica (Japanese cedar), 498 nucleotides. Its product is annotated as protein pxr-1-like. The record is from RefSeq and is a predicted model, not a curated record. Lineage: Eukaryota; Viridiplantae; Streptophyta; Pinopsida; Cupressales; Cupressaceae. The transcript has a single exon. Bases 1 to 498 code for a protein of 165 amino acids.
AUGGCACAAUCGGAAGAAGGAAAACGUGUUAAUCCUAAACUCUUUGAGAACGAAGAAAAAUUUCGUAAAGCAUUCCUAGACAUGAAGAUGAUGGUGGAAGAGUUGUACAAGGAUAGGCAGAAAAAAAAGGAAAGAAAAGACAAAAAGAAUAAGAAGGAAGAUGAAUCCCCUUCGAAAGAUGACAAAGGCAAAGGAGUAGGAGGUGGUAGUGACCCUCCUGAACCUCCAUCCCCGUCUUCUUCUUCUUCAUCUUCUUCAUCUUCUUCUUCUACUUCUUCCCCCAAGAAAAAACAACCUGUACAGUCCGAGUCUAAUUCACCUUUGUUAAAGCUUGAUGUUAAAUUUGAAUUGCCAACCUAUAAUGGUGAAGUGGAUGCAGAGAAACUUGAUAAUUGGAUAAAACAAGUUGAAGUUUAUUGCAAGAUUCAAAAGUUUACUGAUAAUGCUUCAAAGAUCCAGUUAGCCACUCUUCACCUGGGAGGCACAACCUUAAUCUAG